This is a messenger RNA of Antechinus flavipes (yellow-footed antechinus), 4914 nucleotides long. RefSeq names its product transmembrane protein 229A (gene TMEM229A). The transcript has a single exon. The record is from RefSeq and is a predicted model, not a curated record. NCBI's taxonomy places the organism in Eukaryota, Metazoa, Chordata, Mammalia, Dasyuromorphia, Dasyuridae. Bases 18 to 1385 code for a protein of 455 amino acids.
AACUGCAAGCCCCGGAGAUGCAGUCGCUCCCGCCGCACCAGCGGCGCGGAGGAGGAGAAGGAAGAGGAGGUUCGGCGGAGCGAGGAGGAGAUGGAGGCUUCCACCUUAACCCCUGCAGGCAGCGUCCGGGACCCGGGCCGGAGCUCCCCGCUUCGGCCCAACGCCUCGGUUCACCCGAAGGCGAAAGAGGCUCGGGGCACGGCAAUGCUUCGGAACUGAUAGCCCGCGGCAACAGGGAUACAGUCGCGGCUCCCCGGUGGCUCGGUGCGCCCCCGGCACCGGCCUGGAGCCCCACCGGAGCAGCCGGCAGCAAAGCUGUUGCUGCUGGGAAAGCGGGGUCCGGGGCCCCCGCUCCCGCAGCUUGCCCGGGGGCGCUGUCCACUGCUGAAGCCCCAGUGGCGCCGGGGGCCGAAGACUCGACACUCCCUGCCUGGAUGCGCCUCUACUUCUACGGAAUGCACGGCAUCACCUUGGACGUGCUCAUUUCCUGGGCUCGAGGUUUCCUCCACAGCCCCGACCUGAAGAUGCUGGGCUUCUCCACUCCCUACCACUGUCUGCUGCACUCGCUCACCCAGUUCGCCCUGGAGAAGGUCUAUCUGCAGCGUCGCCACUGCCCCAGCACCUUCGCCUUUAAUUUCCUCUUGUACCCCUCGGUCCAUUUGGGGCUGCAGACCUUGGUGGGCAAAGCACUGCUGCUGAUAAGCCACGGGGGGCGGCAGGUGAGCGAAGCUGCUCCCGGAGCGCUGGAUCUGGCUCUCCAGUACGUCCUGGCAGUCUAUUACUCCCAAGUGUUUCUCAAGAGGUUCCUGCGCUUGCGAUACCGCCGCCCGCAGCCGCAGCCGUCCUGGCGCGGCCCCCCUCCUCUGUCCGACUCUCGGACAGCUGCGGCGCCCAGCACCGGGAGACCGCGGCCCCGAGGCGCCGGGGUGGUCGGAGGAGCUCCCAGCCAAGGGCUCCCCGACCUUCUGCGCUUUCUCUUCUUCGGGAUGCAUGGUUUCCUGGAUGAGAUCUUUUUCACUUUCUUCUUUAACCUCCUAGGACAGGAGGAUGGGGCCAUCAAUGGCCACACUUCUCUCUGGUCUUUUUUUAUGUACGGCAGUUGCAGCUUCGUGGUAGAAAAGCUCUACUUCUAUCUGCACUACAGCCGAGGCUGGGGGACUUGUAAGAGGAUUCCCAUCUACGUUCUCUUCAUCUACACGUGGGAAUUUUCUUGGGGACUGGGACUCCGCAUGUGUGGGGGCUGCUCGUGGGACUAUUCUCACUAUCCGUUGAAUUUCAUGGGACUCAUCACCCUGAUGUAUUUGCCGGGUUGGAUAUUUCUUAGCUUCUACCAGGACUUGUUGUCUAAUGUGUUGUGGCGUGUACAAUACAUACCAGCUAAAUGAAAUAGAAAAUAAUAAUAAUAAUAAUAACUGGAAGUCCCAAGACAAUUUUUAAAGGAAGUUUAAGCGGGUGGGGGCAAUACUUUUUAAUCUUUUACUUUUUAUAUAUUUUACUAAAAUCUCUUUAAACACGUUUUAUUUACAAUUUUGAUUUUAUGGGAUUAUUGAACUUAUGGAUAAUAUAGUACCUUGAAAUGUGGCACUUUGGAGAUGUAUUCUAACUCAAAGUAUUUAAAUCUUCUUUUAAAACUUUUACUACACACAGCACACACACACAAAACCUUCCUACCUUAAAGACUGAAAGCUGUGGUUUGCCCUUACUUGUGUGUACAUCAGUGACAGCUAUUAAUUAACCUUUAGUAAAUGGGAAGUGCUUCAGUGAAAGACCAACAACUUUCAAAAGAUUUAACGAAGUUUUCUAAUUUUCCUUUACAUAUUAAUCGAGGCUGUUACUUUCCAUGUCAUCAAUGCCUGCUGAAAUUCACUGACCUGUACACCUGAAAUUGCAAUUUGUAACUCUUAAAGUGCCUCUGUCUAGUAUUUAAGUGGAAAGAAACUGAUUAAUGUAGAAAUACAGUCUAAGUAUAGCUUAUUUAAAAAAAAAAAAAAGAAAGAAAGAAAGAAAGAAAAAAGAUCUUAAUAAGAGCUCAGACAGUUGACACUGUGUUAAGACAUUUGAUCUCCAUCUUGGAAAUGACUGCUUUCCAGUACUGGUUAGCCUUAAACACUAAGUGUAUUAAAGUUGAUAAAAUCUUAUUUUAUCCACGCUUGAUUUUUUUCCUUAAAAAAAAAGUGCCUAUAAAACAAAAUGCAUACCUCCAGCAAUGAGAAUAUCCUUCAAAAGUACUCUUAUUCUAAGCCUUUUUCUGGGUCAGGCUUGAAUCUAUGAUACUAUGAUCCCACAGAGAAACAAAAAAACCGGGAAGAAUAAAGUACUUCUUAUAAAAUCAUAGGAUUCAAAAUCAGAAGGACCAGAAAGAUCAUCUCCUUGAUUUUACAGAUCAAAAUACUGGAGCCCAGGAGAGAUUAAAUAAAUUGCUGAGAUCACUGUUAGUUAUAAACACAGAUCUAUCAUGUGCCCUAUUCCUGUUCCAUAAUGUCUUUGAAAGUAUAUAAUUUUGUCUGGGACCCCUAGAGUCCUACAGUUGGGCCUGUCGUGUCAAUGCUUAGAAUAAAUCAGUGAUGGACUUUUGUGAUCCAUGUCGACUACUCUAAAUUAUAGAAAGAGGAGGGGGAAAACAUUUUAUGUAAAUCAAGAAAAUUUGUUUAAAAUAUUGUUAAACUCAGGAGGAAUAUAGACUAGAGGUUAAUGCAGAUCAUAUAAAAUUAAUCAAAACUAUCUUAAUGCUCAUUUCAGAGAAAGGAAAAUCUGAAAGUUUUUUUUUAAUAUGAAUAUUGCUUUAUUGCAUGUAGAUGCUUGGUAAUAAUAUUUGUUUCCUUGAAAUGAACUGACAUGUAAAAUGCAUGAAAACAAACUGCUAACCCCUAGUCUUUAGUAGUCACCUCAGAAAGGAAAAGAUGUUGGUUUUAAUACAGGCAGCUAAAUGGCACAAUGGAUAGAGUGCUAGAUCUGGAAUCAGAACUUUCAACACAACCUUCUAUGAGGAAGCAUCUAUCUUCAAUAAAAGUCUAGAGAAUUAUUCCUGAAAUCACUACUUGUUUCAUCUAGGGAAAGGGGUUAUAAACAAAUGCCAACUUCACACAAGCCCUCUUUCAUGACUGAACUACAUAAGUAUCUUCAGCUUAUUCAUAAAAUCAAUUAUCCUCUUUACACCUCAAUUUCCUUAUCUGUAAAAUGUGAUUAAUCUCAGCAUGGUUGCAAGGCUCAAAUGAGAUAGUAUUUGUAAAUAGUAUUUUGCAGACUAAAAUUCUACAUAAAGCUAGCUGCUAUUACUAUGUAGAAAAAUCUUCAAGAUCAUAGAGCCUACUCAUUUGGCUUCCCAGUUAAAAUAUCAACUAAAAUACCCAUCUAUCCAGACAUCUUGUGAAAAAAAUGUUGUUUUGUUGUUGUUGGAAGUUAGAAAUCCUGGACUCAAUCCCAAAUUGGUCACUAAAUGCCAAAAUUUUAAGUUUAGUCAUUUGACCUCUCCAGGAUUCUACUUCAUCUGCAGAAUAGAAGGGAUCAGACCCUUUCAGCAAUUUGAUCCUAUGAUCAUUUCACGGAUCCAAUUACAAAUAAUGAUCACUUUACCAGAUUUAUAUGGAGACAGUUCUUAUUCAAGAAAUGAUUAUCAAAAUCAUCUGCUUGCUCAAGUAUAUAUGUAUGAAUAUGUUCAAAUUUGUUUUUGAAUGCCAUUUCACUGCUAAUUUCAAACUACACACAUGCAAAGAAAAGCUAGAGUAAGGAAGUGAUAAAUUAGGCAGUUCUACUACUUGUUGGUAGUAAUAGUAUUAGAAGUGUGAUAAUAGUAAUCAAGAAUAUUUUCAGUUCCUUAUGAAUUUCAGUUAUCUAUGUUAUCUUUAUUUCCCAUUACCAGUGGUCAUUAGUUGUGUUACAACCAAAGAUGUUUACAAAUUGAUAGGUAAAAAUAAAUUUAAUCUAGUACUCAGAUCAAUAAUAAAUACUGGUUCCAUUUUUCCAAAUGCUGAAGCCCUCUAUUUGAGUGAUACAUUCUAGUACAGUUGCACAGAACUAUAGAAUAUUGGUUCUGGUAAAGAUAUUAGAGAUCAUGCAGACCAUCCCUUUCAUUUUACAAAUGGGGAAACUGAAGUAUAAAUAAGUAAAACAUUUUGCCCCAGAUUAAAAGUCAAGUGAGUAACACAGGUGAAGCUAAAACUCAGUCUUCUGUCUCUCAAUGGUGCCUAUGUGGUCAUCUAAACUUUCUUUACUGUCCUAAGACAGAGAGCCUUAUGUCAGUAAGCUUUGUUAAGUGCCUACUAUGUUCCAGACACUGUGCUAAGAACUAAGGAUACAAAGCUAAAACAAGCCCCUUUUGUCAAGAAUUGUAUUAGGGAGGACAAUUUGCAAACAACUAUGAAUAAACAAGGAUCAGGAUAAAUUAGAAAUGAGCAGUAAAAGAAAGUUACUAGGAUUGUGGUGGAUUGGGAAAGGCUUUAAUAAUAGCCCAAGAAUACAAAAUAAUUCACAUUUAUAUAAAACAUUAAGGUCUUCAAAUGGACUUCCUUAUCAUCCCAUGAAGUAUCUAGGGCAACCAUCAUUAUCUUCCUUUUGUAGAUAACAAAAUGAGAGACUGAAGUGGUAAAUCAUUUAACCAUUACACCAAAUAAGUGGUUAAGAGGAAAAUCAAACUCAAGUUUUCUGACUUCUUUUCUAGUAUUCUUUAUACCAUACCAAAUUGUCCUCCCUAAAAAUUAAUAGAAAUAUUUGAGAAAAUCACUAUCUGAAUGCUUUAGUUUGAUAUAAUAAUAAGUGGUAGGUGUGUACUGAAGCUAUCUCCUAUUGUAUUGUUAUUUUUUCCAGUGUAAGCAUUUAUAUGUCAGAAAUUGGCAUAUCAGGGCUUGAUUGUUUGUUUGUCUAGUCUCAAUAAAAUAAUGGAGAAAAAUGGUAAUAAUGAAAAUUAAACUAAAACAA